AACAAAAAAGACUUUUUUUUUAUCGUUUGUAUCCAUGGAAAAUGUGGAAUAAUUUUGUCCCUCAUAGAAAAUAAGAAAAAAAAGAAAAGAAAAUAAAUAAUAAAAAUUUCGAAAAAAAAAAACACCAACUUCCCCUUUUGUCUUCUCCUAGUGUAUAAUAAGGUUUGAGUAUGGUUUGCUUCUCUUUUACUUAAAACUCAAAACUCAACAAAGCCUCAAGAAGAAGAUCAUUUGUCAUCUCCAUUUCUUUGAUUUCCUACCAAAUUUGGGACACUUUUCCUGUUUUCUCUGGCCUAAGAUAGAUUGAAGUAGGUUUGUUGAUCUCAUAAUGGGUUCUGGAGAUUGGUUCAAGACAAAGAUUUUUAGAAAGAAGGUGAAGCUUGACAAAGCAAAACAAUCAAAGGGAUCUUCAGCUUCCGACAAGCCAAAAAACAGUGCUAAUGGUGGUCGGGUCAGCAAUAAAACUAAUGGCACUCUUGUGAAACUCAGUGAAAAUGAUGCAGCAACGAAGAUACAGACUGCUUUCAGGGCCUAUAUGGCAAGGAAGGCAUUACGGCGUAUGAAAGGGGUAAUGCGAUUUCAGAAAUUGACACAGUUCCAGUCUGUUAAGAAGCAAUCGACAAAUACAUUGAAUAAUCUUCAUUUAUGGAGUAUGGUACAAACUCAAAUUAGAGAUCGUCGCCAGUGUAUGGUAAUUGAAGGCCGUAUCAAACAAAAAAAGCUAGAGAACCAAAUGAAGCUUGAGGCAAAGUUACAUGACUUAGAGGUGGAAUGGAACGGUGGUGCUGAGACCAUGGAGGAGAUUCUAGCUAGGAUUCAUUAUAGAGAAGAAGCAGCUGUGAAACGGGAGCGAACCUUGGCCUAUGCAUUCUCUCAUCAAUGGAGGGCAAACUCUAGUCAAAAUCAAGGUCCUGAUGCUUCUGAACUAGGUAAAGCUGAUUGGGGUUGGAGCUGGAAGGAACGGUGGAUUGCUGCUCGUCCAUGGGAAAGUAGAUUGCCAUCUCAGUCCAUCAGCCCUAAGAAGGGCCAAAAUAAGCUUACAAGCAAGGCUCGGAAAAGCAAUAACUCUACUACAGCUACAACUACAACUACAAAAAAAUCAUUUCCUGCUAAAUCUGCAGUACCUAACGGUAAGGCAGCAACUGGAAAUGGUCGAAGGGUGUCCUUCCCAGGAGCGGAAAAAGCAGCCAAGAAAGAAUCAAACCACAAAGUGCAAGAAAAAAAGCGUGAAUCAUUGUCUUAGAUGUAAAAAUAUACAGGUCAUCAAGCGUUUGUGUAAAAUUUUCUAUGGUUUUCAUUCGAAAAUGCUCUAUUUUUACUCUUUCCAAUCUAUAUUUAAUGUUGCGUAUACAGGGGUGGUGUGAAAAAUAUGUUUUGCCUACUGAGGCUGAAUAUGUCGUCUGUAUUCUUUUUUUCUUUCCUUACAGCGUCCUUUCUAUUUGUAAAUGUUGAAGAGAAUCAUACUAUUUAUAAUGUAAAUAGACGAUAUUUUUUUGGAGAGAUUACUCGGGAUGUAAUUGAAGGACGUUUCUUAGAUUGCUUGCUUCA
Messenger RNA from Chenopodium quinoa (quinoa), 1548 nucleotides. RefSeq names its product protein IQ-DOMAIN 1-like. The coding region runs from base 329 to 1243 and encodes 304 amino acids. The transcript has 6 exons. Gene Ontology annotation, molecular function: protein binding. NCBI's taxonomy places the organism in Eukaryota, Viridiplantae, Streptophyta, Magnoliopsida, Caryophyllales, Amaranthaceae. The record is from RefSeq and is a predicted model, not a curated record.